Molecule: messenger RNA, 978 nt
Organism: Selaginella moellendorffii
Lineage: Eukaryota; Viridiplantae; Streptophyta; Lycopodiopsida; Selaginellales; Selaginellaceae
Exons: 2
Coding region: 1-978 (325 amino acids)
Source: RefSeq, a predicted model, not a curated record
AUGCCGGAUGAGCCUGGAAAAAAGAAAGAAGCGAUGGUGGCUUCUCGUUCACAGAGUAUGGAGUUCGCUCACCAGAAGACAGUGUUUUAUGAGAUGUAUGUCACUAGGGAGACUUGGCCCAUCGCGAUAGGGCCCAAUGGUACUAUAAAUUUCCCACGAACAGAGUGUGAUCUUGUUCUUGCAAGACUCUUUGGAUUACUAGUUCUUAGAUCUCUCAUGGCUGAUUUCCAAUCUCUCCCCGACGAUCUCAUCGUCGACAGCAUUCUGUCCAAGAUCAGGGACGCCAAGGCGCUGCUGCGCUGCUCGGCCGUGGCGCGGGACUGGCGGCGCUGGACGGCGCGCGUCCCGGCUCUGCAUUUCGACUUCCCCAAGUCGUGGAAGCAGGAUUGCGUGGUGAGGUCGCUCGACGCCGAGAAGAUCGUCUGGGCGGCCAUCUCCAGGGUCCAGGGCGGCGGCAUCGGCGAGCUAUCGCUGCGAUUCUCGCCCACGGAGCCAUCGCUCGUCUGCUUGUGCGAGAAUGCCGUCCAGCUGUGGAUCCAGCACGUUAGCGCCAGCGUCCGCGAGCUCAAGCUCAGCAACAAGGGCUGUGCCUUCUCGGAGCUCCUCCCCUCUCUCUCCAGAUGCGCCAGGCUCUCCUCCCUCUCGCUCGAGUUUGGGUACUUCGAUGGAAUCCCCCAGGGCUGCCGCUUCCCGGAGCUCAAGAAAUGCCGCUUCGCCAAUGUGAUCUUCCACGGCGACGAUCUGGAGAGAUUCGUGGCGUGCUGCCCGGCGCUGGAGGAGCUGACGAUCGACGAGUGCUUCUCCACGCAGAUCCCAGUCGUGACGCUGCGCAGCGGAUCCAUCCGCGCGCUCGUCAUCGCCGAGACGCGAUUCAAUCGCCUGGCGGUGGAGGCCGAGAAGCUGGGAGAGCUGACCAUCGCUCCAAAGAGCUUUCCAGUGGAUUUGCUGCCAGGGAAAAGCGAAUAUCCAUCCAAUUGA